AUGGAACCGCUGGCCUGCGCGGUCACGGCCCACGGGCUGCGGCCGGUCCACGCCCGCCCACAGGUGCUGUUGCUGUUGGACGUCCCGCGGGUGCGGCCGCUGUUCGCUGCGGGCCCAGUAUCUCCCGGCGGAUCUGCUCCACGUCCAGCUUGUACGCGCACACGACGGCCGUCCACCGGUGCCUCGGCCGUGACCGUUUCCGUCGACGCCUCCGUGUUGCCUGACGUCGCCCGGUCAGCACUGCAUGAAUGGCCGCAGUCGUCGCGUGCGUCUAUCGGUACGAACAAGCCGCGGUACACCUUUCUUCAACCACCGACCGACCGAUUGACGCCGCUCGGUAACGUGGUCGUUGCGUUGGACCUGUACAAUAUUCGCGAUCGCGGUUGUGUUGUAGGGGCGGUAUGA
Macrosiphum euphorbiae (potato aphid) is the source of this 405-nucleotide messenger RNA. NCBI's taxonomy places the organism in Eukaryota, Metazoa, Arthropoda, Insecta, Hemiptera, Aphididae. The record is from the annotation of a GenBank genome assembly.